Vespula vulgaris is the source of this 898-nucleotide messenger RNA. RefSeq names its product histone-lysine N-methyltransferase SETMAR. The coding region runs from base 1 to 768 and encodes 255 amino acids. The record is from RefSeq and is a predicted model, not a curated record. Gene Ontology annotation, cellular component: nucleus. Gene Ontology annotation, molecular function: zinc ion binding; protein binding; histone H3K9 methyltransferase activity. Lineage: Eukaryota; Metazoa; Arthropoda; Insecta; Hymenoptera; Vespidae. The transcript has a single exon.
AUGGUAAGCAUGAACUUUGAUCUUUGUAUAGAUGAAUAUACUCAUGAUAUACCUGGUGUCAUGUAUGUAACUAAUAACAUACCUGGUCCAGGUAUAAAUGUGGAUGAUUUUGAAUCUGUAUUUACAUCAGGUUGUUCAUGUACACUUGAAUGCUCAAAGUGUACUUGCACUCGUGGUUCUGCUAAUUAUAUAAAUGAUUGUAUUGUUGAAGAAAAAUUAUCAGUACCAAUUUUAGAAUGUAAUCCUUAUUGUACAUGCAGUCAGAAUUGUGGUAACAGAUUGGUACAGCGUGGUCCAUUAAAUAGUCUUCAAGUAAUAAAAGUUGCUAAAAAGGGUUUAGGUCUCAUAACAACGACAUUGAUAAAGAAAGGGCAAUUUAUUUGUGAAUAUGCUGGUGAAAUAAUAAGCAUAGAUGAAGCACGACGCAGGGUUGAAGCUAAUAAAAAUGACAAUAGUAUGAAUUAUGUUCUUGUAGUUUCUGAACAUAUAGGAGAACAAAUAAUUGUAACUUGUGUAGAUCCAAAGUAUUUUGGCAAUAUUGGAAGAUAUAGUAAUCAUAGCUGCCAGCCAAAUGCUAAUCUUGUACCUGUCAGAGUUGAAAGUGUUACACCACGAUUAUGCUUAUUUGCAUCUAAAGAUAUAGAAAAUGGAGAAGAAAUUACUUUUAAUUAUGCCAGUGGAGUGAAUUCCGACCAUCAUUUAAGUGACACACCCUGCUUUUGUGGUUUCAGCAAUUGUUUAGGUUAUUUACCACAUAAUUCUAUUUAAAGUAUGCAAAAUAGUCUUUUAAUAGAACAUUACAAAUAUCAUUAAAAAGAAUUGCCACAGGUUCAAUUGUGCUUUGUAGAUCAGUCAUAAUUAAACAGACAUAUAAAAUACAUGAAUUGUUUUCACGAAA